This is a messenger RNA of Sarcophilus harrisii (Tasmanian devil), 3451 nucleotides long. It is a transcript of the gene AACS, whose product is annotated as acetoacetyl-CoA synthetase. The coding region runs from base 248 to 2041 and encodes 597 amino acids. Gene Ontology annotation, cellular component: cytosol. Gene Ontology annotation, biological process: positive regulation of insulin secretion; lipid metabolic process. The record is from RefSeq and is a predicted model, not a curated record. Gene Ontology annotation, molecular function: acetoacetate-CoA ligase activity. The transcript has 18 exons. NCBI's taxonomy places the organism in Eukaryota, Metazoa, Chordata, Mammalia, Dasyuromorphia, Dasyuridae.
CAAACAAGUCUGGAUGAAAAUAUACAAGGAAGAGGUUGAUGGAGGCAAAGAAGAGAUUCAGAGAAGAGAGGAACAUUUAAGGAGAUGGAAGAACUCAGGAAAGCCUUCACAGGACAUUGGAGCUGAGUUUUGAAGGAAGAUAAAGAUUUCAAAAGCCAAUUAUAACGAAUUGUAUCAGUGGUCGGUGGAGUCUUACUCAGAUUUCUGGGCAGAGUUCUGGAAAUUCAGUGGAAUUGUCUUCUCUCGUAUGUAUGAUGAGGUUGUUGAUACAUCGAAAGGAAUUGCUGAUGUACCCGAGUGGUUCAAAGGCAGUCGUCUGAAUUAUGCUGAAAACCUUCUGAAGCACAAGGAAAAUGACAAGAUCGCCCUGUAUGCUGCAAGGGAAGGCAAAGAGGAAAUUGUGAAGGUGACUUUUGCAGAAUUAAGACAACGUGUGGCUUUGUAUGCUGCAGCUAUGAGGAAAAUUGGAGUGAAAACAGGAGACAGGGUGGUUGGUUAUUUACCAAACAGUGUUUAUGCGGUGGAAGCGAUGCUGGCUGCAGCGAGCAUUGGGGCCAUUUGGAGUUCUACGUCCCCGGACUUUGGAGUGAAUGGUGUACUGGACAGGUUUUCCCAAAUUCAGCCGAAACUUAUCUUCUCUGUAGAAGCUGUUGUAUAUAAUGGCAAAGAACAUAACCACAUGGAGAAGCUGCACCGAGUUGUUAAAGGGCUUCCUGACUUGAAAAAAGUGGUAAUGAUACCAUAUGUGAGCUCCAGUGAGAAGAUUGACAUUUCGAAGAUUCCUCAUAGCAUAUUUCUAGAUGACUUCCUUGGAGCUGGGAAAGGAGACCAGGCCCCCCAAUUGGAGUUUGAGCAGCUGCCUUUCAACCAUCCCCUCUUUAUUAUGUUUUCCUCGGGUACCACUGGUGCUCCAAAGUGCAUGGUGCAUUCCGCUGGGGGUACCCUAAUCCAGCAUCUCAAGGAACACAUUCUUCAUGGGGACACAACUAGCAGUGACAUCAUUAUGUACUAUACCACAACUGGCUGGAUGAUGUGGAAUUGGCUGGUGUCUGUGCUUGCAACAGGAGCUUCCGUGGUCUUGUAUGAUGGUUCUCCCUUGGUCCCAACAGCUAAUGUGCUCUGGGAUUUGGUGGACAGACUAGGGAUCACAAUUCUUGGAACUGGAGCCAAGUGGCUAUCAGUACUUGAAGAGAGAAACCUGAAACCAGUGGAAACCCACAAUCUUCAGACUCUUCACACUAUUCUGUCUACAGGAUCCCCUUUAAAAGCCCAGAGUUAUGAGUAUGUUUACAAAUAUAUUAAGAAAAGUGUCCUCCUUGGUUCUAUCUCAGGUGGGACUGACAUAAUUUCCUGUUUUAUGGGUCAAAAUGUUUCAAUUCCAGUUUAUAAAGGAGAAAUUCAGGCCCGCAAUCUGGGCAUGGCAGUGGAAGCAUGGAGUGAAGAAGGAAAGGCAGUAUGGGGUGAGAGUGGUGAACUGGUUUGCACAAAACCAAUACCCUGCCAACCUACAUACUUCUGGAAUGAUAAGAAUGGUAACAAAUACAGGAAGGCUUAUUUCUCUAAGUUCCCAGGUGUUUGGGCCCAUGGUGACUACUGUAAAAUAAAUCCUAAGACUGGAGGGAUCAUCAUGCUUGGUCGGAGCGAUGGGACGCUCAACCCUAAUGGAGUCCGCUUUGGCAGCUCUGAAAUUUAUAACAUUGUUGAAGCCUUUGAGGAAGUCAUGGACAGCCUGUGUAUCCCACAGUACAAUAAAGAUGGGGAAGAGAGAGUGAUCCUGUUCCUGAAGAUGGUUCCUGAGCACUCUUUUAGUCAGGACUUGGUGAAGAGGAUUAAGGAUGCCAUUCGCCUCGGCUUGUCAGCCAGACACGUCCCCAGCUUCAUCUUGGAAACCAAAGACAUUCCGUAUACAAUCAAUGGAAAGAAAGUGGAAGUUGCGGUGAAACACAUCAUUGCUGGGAAAUCAGUGGAGCAGCGUGGCUCUUUCUCCAACCCUGAGUCUUUGGACUUGUACCAGAAUAUUCCUGAGCUUCAGAAUUUCUAAAUGUGACUGAAUUGUGCAUCUCUCUGACACAUUUGUACAUAGAAUUCUCCUGUCUUCUAAAAUUAUUUAAAUAUUGAGGAUUCUUUCAAGAAGGAAACUUACACAAAGUGCUUUAUAAAAAUAGAUUUAUUUAAAAAAAACUUUAUAAAAAUAGGUAAAUGAUUUCCUCUUUAGCAGUUAAAUAAUUCUUGUAUCCUGCAUCUUUGACAACUUGAAGAAUAAUUCUGCUUUUUAGAGGGAAAGGUAGCUUUGGGGGUGGGGUUAAUUAUCUAUAUGUAUACUUAGUUAAAAGAGAGGCUUUGAAUGUGUGCAUGACUGCACACGCAAACACACAAACACACAUAAAUUGUAUAUAGGAGUGCACGUGUAUAUGUUAUGACCAUUAUUCAGUGACAAUAUAAUAGGAAGUUGAGGGCCUGGCUAAUGUUCUAGGUUAACUGAAACACUGUCAUAUAAUUCCUUAUCUUGAGAAGUGACAAGGAUUUUAGAUUCAUGCUGAGAGCUUUCCAGUGAAUCUCUUAAAUGACUUGUUCACUCAAGGGGAAGGUGAACCUCAGGACUUUAAAAAUGUAGUUUAUGUUUUACUUUAUACUUUAGGCAGUUCCUCAGGAGAUGCUACUCUGUCAGUGAGCAUCAGCAGUUCCUUAGACAGUCUAGGUAAAUAGACUCUAGUCCCAGAGCUGUUCUUAGCUGAUUACUGCAACCUCUCCAAUUGAGUGACUGUUAGAUUGUGUUAUAUGUGCCUGUGCUAGUCUGACACAAUUCAUUGAACCAGAUUUAUGAAGAACCUGCACUUUCCCAUUGACAAAUGGAUUUUAAUAUUUCAUAGGACUUUCCUAUUGAAUUGAUUUUUAAUUUUUAGUAGUUUAAAAAUUUUUAAAUGUGAUUGUGAAGUGUUAACUUGUGUGUUUUGGUGAUAGACAUUUGUACCAUUGGGUGACGUUCCUUUUCUGGAAGUACAAAUGGAGACAUUGCCUUGUGUAAUGUAUUUGGCCUUGGUGAUGAAGUGUGUUCUUCUGGCAUUGAGGCUGGCCCUGGAUUCUGGGAGAGAUGGAGAUGGAGAUGCCCAGUAAUGUGGCUGAGCCUUUGUGCCCUCAGGAAAAUACUCCUUUGGUUUCUGAUAUUAUUGUACUUUCUGGAUAUGUUGAUUUCUUUAGUUUCAUGUUGAAAUUUCAUUUAUUAGAGCUUCCCAUAUUAUACCAACAAAUUAUUUUGGUGAACUCUUUAUUUCAUCCUGUUAGGGGUUUUUUACAAACUCUGGCAUUUGUUUUUGUAUUUUUUCAACCAAGUACAAUGUUCUAAAUAAAAUUAAUCUAUAAGUUCAUUUUUUUUCUUCCAGGUUUUAGUACAAAGUGCUGUUAGGAAUAUGGUGCAACAAAUAAAUGAAUAUAUCUAUAUAUUAUACAUAAA